Spinacia oleracea (spinach) is the source of this 1827-nucleotide messenger RNA. Its product is annotated as organic cation/carnitine transporter 4. The record is from RefSeq and is a predicted model, not a curated record. The transcript is spliced from 2 exons. NCBI's taxonomy places the organism in Eukaryota, Viridiplantae, Streptophyta, Magnoliopsida, Caryophyllales, Amaranthaceae. Gene Ontology annotation, molecular function: transmembrane transporter activity. Gene Ontology annotation, biological process: transmembrane transport. Gene Ontology annotation, cellular component: membrane. The coding region runs from base 53 to 1660 and encodes 535 amino acids.
GUUCCAGAAAUAUAACGGCGUACUCAAAAAAUAUACUCUCAUAAAAAAAACAAUGCCCUCUCAAACCCCCCAAGACCUGAGGGACCUCCAACAGCCGUUAAUUCACCAUGCUAAUGAUAAAUCAAACGGCUCAGAGAAGCUCACCAUUGAUGAGAUGCUUCAAAAAUAUUGCGGCGAAUUUGGUAGGUGGCAAUUACGGCAUUUUGUAUUAACAAGUCUAGCAUGGGCCUUAGAGGCAUUCCAUACUAUGGUUAUGAUCUUUGCUGACCGCGAGCCUCGGUGGUGGUGCACUGGACCGGGUUGUCAAGCCCAGACUCAAGUAUGUGGACUACCACCGGGCUCGUGGGAUUGGGUUGACGGGUUCGGCAGCUCUACGGUUGCGGAGUGGGGGUUGGUUUGCGGUGACAAGUAUAAGGUGGGAUUGGUGCAGUCAAUAUUUUUCUUCGGCUGCAUGAUAGGAGCAGGAAUAUUUGGGCAUCUAUCAGAUUCAUCCCUAGGAAGGAAAGGAUCAUUAAGCAUUAUAUGCUUAUUGAAUGGGAUCCUGGGGUGCCUGACUGCGCUUUCCCCAAACUACGGCGUCUACACCAUCCUUCGAUUCUUAAGUGGGCUUGGCACUGGUGGGGUUGGUAUGUGUGCCUUUGUUCUAGCCACUGAGCCAAUUGGAGCAACCAAACGUGGGGUUGCUGGUAUGUCAACCUUUUAUUUCUUCUCAACAGGCAUUGCUCUUUUAUCUGGAAUUGCAUACACUUUCCCAUCAUGGAGAUCCCUCUACGUAGCAUCCUCAAUACCUUCACUCCUCUUCAUCACAAUUGUCAUUCCUUUUCUGUCGGAAUCUCCUAGAUGGUACCUUGUACGAGGUAAAACCAAGGAAGCCAUGGAAGUCAUGCGUCAAAUGGCACUUACUAAUGGAAGAACAAUUCCACUAGGUGUGGAGCUUACACUCGAUGAUAAUGCAUAUGCAAACAAGACCAAUCACAUUGAAACCCAUAAAAUAGAUGACAUAUUACUCCAAGGAAAGGAGGCAAUUGCAAUAAAUGGGUCUUUAAUCGACGUCCUAAAGUCACCUGUCACAAGAGUACGCCUUUACUUAGCCUUUAUGAUCAACUUUUGUUGUGCGGUUGUAUAUUAUGGACUUAGUCUAAAUGUUGUCAAUCUCGACACCAACCUGUACCUGAAUGUACUCCUCAACGCGGUUGCUGAAAUGCCUGCCUUCACAUUAACUGCUAUGAUGUUGGAUAAGUUCGGAAGGAAGCCAUUGACGAUUGGAACAAUGUGGUUUAGUGGGGUGUUUUGCUUGUUAGGGAUCAUGAUGAACAAGAGUUAUGGAAUGUUGAGGAUGAUAUGUGGAAUAUUAGGGAUAUUUGCUAUGGCAGGAACUUAUAACCUGUUGUUCAUUUAUACAGUAGAGUUGUUCCCUACGGUGGUCAGGAAUGCGGCCUUAGGAUGUGUUACACAAGCGUCUCAAAUGGGAGCUAUAUUAGCCCCGCUUGUGGUAGUCAUGCCUACAACAUUUCCUUUCAUCGUCUUUUCGGUAUGUGCUUUUGUUGGUGGUUUGCUUGGAUUUUUGUUGCCUGAGACGUUGAAUCAACCCUUGUAUGAUACCAUGGCCGCUUUGGAGGAGGGUCAAGCCAUUUCAACUCACAUUUUCAAUUCAAGUUAAAUUAGCUCCUUUUUCUAUCAUUUUUAUUUUCACCUCAAUUAAUUGCUUUUACAAUUUUGCUGAAUUUUCUACUCUGUAACAUGUUUUCAGUCUCAAGUUUAUCACUUUAUCUACUAAUUCCAAUUCAACAAUUCAUGCAAUUUCCCAAUUUACAACUUAAAUUAAUA